AUGCUGAUCCAGCCGUUACAAACAGUGUUGCAGAAUGCUCCUUCCUUAUCCACGGGUCUGCCCACACUUGAUUCGAUCUUGGAUGGGGGAAUCCGUCGAAACAGCAUCUUGGAAGUCUCUUUCGUGCCAGGCGCUGGAUCUGAAGCUCUGGAUCUGAUUCUCAACGUGGUGCUGGAAGUACUAGAAGCGGGAGAACGUGUUUUGUGGAUUCAAAUGGGCAGCUUGUUUCCCAUCCGGAAACUGGUACAAUUAGACAGGUUUCACGGUCCAAUGCUGGACCAAAUCGCAGUUAUUACCAUCUCAUCCCUGGCGGAGUUGACGUAUCUCUUCUCCAACAAGCUCAAGAAACAGCCUAGGGGUCAAGAUCAAAAGUACGGCUUGAUAGUUCUAGAAGACCUGGCGUCGCUGGUCAACUACUCGUUUCACAAGUUGACAAAGACUUUUACCAAGAGAAGAGCAGUUGUCACCGACCACAAUAACAACCUGGAAGCCGAGAAAAAACUUGGAAUCUCCAAGGUGAGACUGCCUAGAAAUCCGUACUCUGCGGCCGAUCGAAGACUGCAUUUCCUCCAAGAAUUGAUGCUCAUGGUCUCAUCUUACAAUCGCACACACAACAGUGUCAGUCUUCUUUGCGGUCCCUUGAACACAACCAACCGAAAGGUGGGGAAGUCUAAUGUCACGCAAACGAUAUUGCAACCAAUGUUGGGCUCUACUGGCGUCUGGCUGCAUCAAAUAGCUGAUCGGUUCGUAAUCUUCAAAGAUUGGUGUAGGACGAACGAGUCUGCUGGGCUACAAGUUUUGCCCCAUAUCGCUGUUCAAGCCAACCCGCGGAAUCCCAAAACACCCCAUCCGACAAAAGUUGUUGUUUUCAGCAGAUCUAGGGAGGGCAUCAUUGAGGUUUCCACAAAAGGAAGAAACAUGGAUCCAGAGACAUCAACAGAGAGGAAAGCGGGUAGUGAAGCCGAAGCCACAACACAGCCCGAUUUGGAAGGGAGUUCACAAUCAAGGUGA
This is a messenger RNA of Komagataella phaffii GS115, 1011 nucleotides long. RefSeq lists its product as hypothetical. Gene Ontology annotation, molecular function: four-way junction DNA binding; crossover junction DNA endonuclease activity. The transcript has a single exon. Gene Ontology annotation, cellular component: Rad51B-Rad51C-Rad51D-XRCC2 complex; replication fork; Rad51C-XRCC3 complex. Gene Ontology annotation, biological process: reciprocal meiotic recombination; meiotic DNA recombinase assembly. NCBI's taxonomy places the organism in Eukaryota, Fungi, Ascomycota, Pichiomycetes, Pichiales, Pichiaceae. The record is from RefSeq and is a predicted model, not a curated record. The coding region runs from base 1 to 1011 and encodes 336 amino acids.